AUGGGGCUCCUCUCCGACCCCUACCGCCGGCGGGCCCUCUCCCGCCUCCUCCUGCGGCUCAACACGCCUCUCUGCAUCAUCAGCUUCCUGGUGGGGCUGGGCUGGUUCCUGGGCCUGGCGUUCCACCCCUUCGCGCUGCGGGCCUACAUGUCGGAGAACGCCAUGGGCUCCACCAUGGUGGAGGAGCAGUUCGUGUUCGGGGAGCGCGCCCUCUCUUACGCCCGCGAGUUCGCCGGCCACAAGAAGAAGGCAGGGGGCAUGCCGGUGGCCUGGCUGGAGAAGACCAUGUGGAACCUGGGCCUGGAGGUGUACAAGCAGAGCUUCUCGCGCACGCUGCCCUUCCCUGAUGAGCUACGAGAGAGAUAUAUGGUGAAGGGGACCAACGUCUACGGGAUCCUUCGGGCCCCCCGCGCGGCCAGCACGGAAUCCUUGGUGCUGAGCGUCCCCUGCAGCGAGGGCCAGCAGAACAACCAGGCGGUCGGACUGAUGCUGGCGCUGGCGUCCUACUUCCGAGGUCAGAUCUACUGGGCCAAGGACAUCAUCUUCCUGGUGAACGAGCACGACCUCCUCGGCAUGGAGGCCUGGCUGGAGGCCUAUCACGAUGUCAACAUGACAGCGAUCCAGUCGUCGGGGAUGCUGGGCCGGGCUGGGGCCAUCCAGGCCGCCAUCUCCUUGGAGCUGAACAGUGAUGUCAUCACCAGCUUCGACGUGGCCGUGGAGGGCUUGAACGGGCAGCUGCCCAACCUGGACCUGGUCAACCUCUUCUACGCCUUCUGCCAGAAGAGCAACCUCCUCUGCACCAUUCAGGGCAAGCUUCAGCGCUCUGAGUGGGAUUCGCUGCCAGCCUACCUCCACUCCCUGCAGACGCUGCUGCUAAUGGUGCUGAAGCAGGGCUCCGGCCGGCCUCAGGGCGACCACGGCCUCUUUCUGCGGUACCACAUCGAGGCCAUCACGGUGAGGGGCAUCAACAGCUUUCGCCAGUACAAGUACGACAUGAGCAUCGUGGGCAAAACCCUGGAGGGAAUGUUCCGGAAGCUGAACAACCUACUGGAACGCCUGCACCAGUCCUACUUCUUCUACCUGCUCCCUUCUCUCUCCCGUUUCGUCUCCAUCGGGGUCUACAUGCCAGCCUUCGGCUUCCUCAUCCUCAUCCUCGUUCUGAAGGCUCUGGAUCUGUGGAUGAAGCUGAGCGGUUGCGACGUGGAGCCAGCUGACCAGUCUUGUGACGGAGACACCGUGGCGACAGAGGAGCCCAGACCAAGCCUGCUGGCCCUGGUUCCCCCACUGCUGAUCUGCCACACUGCGGGGCUUGCCCUCUACUUCGUGCCCAUUUUGGGACAGCACAUGGCUACGCACCACUUCCCUGUCUCUGAGUCGGAGGCCGUGGUGCUCACCGUCAUUGCCAUCUACGUGGCGGGGUUGGCGCUGCCCCACAACACACACAGGGUCCUGACUGGCGCAGGAAGUGAUCGUGGCUGGAUGAUGCUGAAGCUGCUCUCCUUGCUAUACCUGGCCAUGCAACUGGGCUGCAUCGCCCUCAUCAACUUCUCCCUGGGCUUCUUGCUGGCGGUCACCAUCGUGCCGGUGGCUGCAGUCGUCCAGCCCACAGGGCCCAAGUCCCUGCAGGCCAUGCUGCUGGUGCUGGUCACCCCGGCUGCCACUCUGCUCUUCUGCAUCUUCCUGUACCACGAGCUCAUCGAGUACCCGAUCACGGCGCUGGAGGGCUGGCAGCGGUUCCUGCAGGCCAUCGCGGAGGGGCUCCUAGACCACCACCUCUAUGGCUCCAUUGUCUUCCCCUUCGUGGCUUUCUUUGUCUAUCCCUGCUGGCUCCUGCUGUGGAACGUGCUCUUCUGGAAGUAGCUCUCCCGGGCGCAGGCUCUGCACUUGGAACCGGCCUG
Messenger RNA from Euleptes europaea (tarantolino), 1898 nucleotides. RefSeq names its product glycosylphosphatidylinositol anchor attachment 1 (gene GPAA1). The transcript is spliced from 12 exons. Gene Ontology annotation, cellular component: membrane; GPI-anchor transamidase complex. The record is from RefSeq and is a predicted model, not a curated record. Gene Ontology annotation, biological process: attachment of GPI anchor to protein. Bases 1 to 1860 code for a protein of 619 amino acids. Lineage: Eukaryota; Metazoa; Chordata; Lepidosauria; Squamata; Sphaerodactylidae.